AUGGUUGCUACUAAUAAUUUAGCGUUCAUUGGUUUGGUGGAGUCGAAAAAGGAAAUUGUUGAUUAUUUUGUUGUUAAAAAGAUUUGGCCUAACUUGGAUUUUUCUUUUGAUUGGGUUCCAUCUAUUGGAGCUUCGGGUGGUUUACUUCUUAUUUGGAAUACUAUUUUAUUGAAUAAUAUUUCAGUAUCAAAAGGUGCGAGAUGGAUUUGCUUGGAUUUUGUUCAUAAUAAUGCCUACAAUCGUCAUAUCCUUAUUUAUGCUAGCAACUUGGCUUCAGAAAGAUUAUUAUUGUGGCAUGAGUUGAGUUUACUUGCAGCUGGUGAAGAUUUUAAUGAAACCAUGACUCCAGAGGAGAGAUGGAAUGGUUCGGAUUAUACGGCUUCUAUGUUGGCACUUAGAGAUUUUGUUAAUAAUUCGGAGUUACUGAACUUACCCUUACAUGGAAGGCUUUUCACUUGGCAGAACUCAGUUUCUAAAUCAAGAAUUGACAGAUGUUUGGUUUCGGCAAUCGCAGGUACUCUCUGGCCAGACAUGUCUUUAAUUGCACUUCUUAAUGGUCAAUCAGACCAUAUUUCUAUUUGUUUUCGCUCUGCAAAUGGUUUUGAUUGGGGUCCAAAGCCUUUCCGCUCGGUGGAUGCUUGGUGGGAUCAUAGUGAGUUUGCUGACUUUGUGAAGAACAGCUGGGAUGUAGCUUGUGGCAACUCAACAAAUCUUAUUCAGAGACUCAAGGACAUUCGGCAAACAAUAAAAUGCUGGAACUCUGAGGUCUUUGGGGAUCAGAAAAAGAUUAUUCAGGAUCUCUCUCAGAAGAUUCAGGAGAAGGAUUUAGCAACAGAGUCGCGAAUAUUGUCAGAGGCUGAAAAGAGAAUUGAAUCUCUUUGGAUUCAGAAAUUCAGAGUAAAGUGGAACUUGGAGGGAGACAAGAACACUAAAUUUUUCCACAGCAUAGCUUCUAGCCACUAUAGAAACAACUACAUUUCUUCAGUGGUAGUGGAUGGUACAAUUUUUUCAGAGCCUAAGGAUAUCCGCCUACACAUCAGAGAAUUUUAUAGUAAGCUUUACAGCCUACAGGCAGAUGCGUUGGUUAAGUCGUUUCAGGAGGCUGAAAUUUUCAAUGCUCUCUGUUCUUGUGCAGUUAAGAAAGAGCCAGGACCAGAUGGUUUUAAUUUUUAUUUCUACAGGAAAGCUUGGCCUGUGAUGAAGAAUGCUAUUAUGGAAUUGUUUUUGAAUUUUCACAGAUUUAAUAUCUUGCCCGGAGGUAUUAACUCUUCUUUUAUGGUGUUGACUCCUAAGGUGGCAGGUUCAACUAAUAUAAAGGAUUACUGUCCUAUUAGCUUAUUCAAUGGCAUCUACAAGCUACUUUCUAAGGUGCUUUCUCAAAGGCUAGCGCCUAUGCUUUCAUCGGUGAUCUCAGAUAAUCAGCAUGCUUUCCUUAAGGGUCGAAGCAUUUUAGAGUGUUCUAUGAUAGCAAAUGAGCUAAUUCAUAUUGCUACUAGGAGGAAGGAGAAACUACUUGUUCUAAAGCUUGACUUUCAUAAGGCAUUUGACAAUAUAAACUGGGAGUAUCUGUUCUCGAUAAUGCGUUGUAUGAAUUUUUCAGCUAAGUGGAUUGAGUGGAUAUCAUGUGGUUUAUCUACAACAACUACGGCGGUGCUAGUUAACGGUAGUCCUGUUGAUCCUAUUCCACUUAAGAGAGGUAGGAGCUUGGGUUCACUAAGGGGUUUUCUUUCGGAGGAUCAUGAUCCGUCCUCUUUGCUGCAGUUUGCAGAUGACACCAUUCUUUAUCUUCCUUAUGAUAUUGAACAGCUUAGGAACUUGACUCGGUUUAUUCACUGUUUUGAGUUGAUCUCUAGGUUGACAAUUAAUUACCAUAAAAGUUUUAUUAUGGGAAUUAAUGUACCGGAGGCUGGUUUGUUAAUUGCGGCACAAGUAGUUGGGUGCAAAAUUGAUUUCUUUCCUGUCAAAUACCUGGGUUUGCCUUUGUCGAAUAGAAAGCUCUAUGCUCGUUCUUGGAACUCUGUGGUUGAACGCUUCAAAUCCCGCAUGGCUCUGUGGAAGGGCUCUCUGCUUUCUCCUGCAGGACGGUUAGUUCUCAUUAAAUCGGUCCUCUUUAGCAUUCCGGUUUAUUUCAUGUCUUUGUUUAGAAUGCCUGGCUCAGUUCAGAAUCAGCUUGAGUCGUAUAUGAUACGUUUUUUGUGGAAGGGUGAUAUUUCCUCUCGAGUGUUGAGUAAAGUUUCUUGGAAAGUGAUUUGUAAUGACUUUCAGAGUGGCGGUUUGGGUUUCCAUAAUUUAAAAAUUAGAAAUCAAAGUCUUCUUUUUAAAUGGGUUUGGAAAGUAAGAAUUAACAAUAGAGCCUCUCUUUGGUUUAAUAUUGCUUCAACUUGUUCCAAUGUUGUGGAUUGGAAUUCUUUGCUGAAUGGUGAUGUAAAGAGAAUGUCCUUUAUAUGGAAAGGCAUUAAGAAAGCUUGUUGUGAUGAUAAACGUGCUUGGGGUGUUUUAAUUAGUAAUUUGAAUUAUAAUGUUGGUGAAGGCACUUCAAUUUCUCUUUGGAAUGAUAAUUGGAGCGGUAUUAGUACGGCAAGUAUUUUAUUUCCUCGGUUCUAUAAACUGUCGAAUCAAAAGCAAAGUACUAUUAGUGUUAUUUGGCGGGAGGGAUGGUGUUGGAGGAGGCGUUUGAGAAAUGAUAAAUUAUUAUUGUAUAAUAAUUUAUUAUCUCUUUUUAACAUGAUUUCCUGUCGUGUGGGUCAAGUUGACAUAGUUUCGUGGAAUGGUAAAUCGGGACUGUAUACGCCAUCUUCUUUUUAUAGGGCCUUAACUGCUUUUAUUAAUUUAGAGGGAGGUGUUCAAGCUGCUGGGUAUUCUUUUGAAGCUGCCACUGUCAACCGGAAUUCUACUGUCAAUGUUCUAUCUAUUUCUGGCCGACAUUUUUUGGCAACUGGUGUUGUUUCUGCUGUUCCUGCUGCCUCUGACCGGAACUCAUCUACUGUUUCUGCUGUUCAACUACGUCAUGCUGCUGUUUCUGUCCGGAAUUCUCCUGCUGUUGUUUCUGGCCAGAACUCUCCUGCUGCUUUUGAUCUUAAAAUUCAACCUGCUGCUGCUCUAAUGGAAGCUGUUGCUGCUGUUCCUGGCCGAGCUGAUGUCCCUGUUGCUGCUUUCAUGGAGGACGUUGCUUUUGUUCCUGACCCUGCUGAUGUUAUUGAGUCCAGCAAUCAUUCUUCAAGUGUUGCAGCUGGUCCUUCGAAUUUUAUUACAGAAGAAAGACGUGUUGAGGCAGCCGCUAGUGAGGUAACUGUGAAUAUGUUUUUAGAAGUGUGGAAAUCCAAAGCGCCGCCACGAGUCAAGUUUUUUAUUUGGUUAGCUCUGCAUAAUAGAGUCCCUUCUUUGGAGUUUUUGUCUCGUCGCUCAAUCAUAACGAUUGAUAACUCCUUAUGCAUUCUAUGCGGGUUAGUGGAAACUCAAGACCACAUCUUUAUUCAUUGUUCUUUUGCGAGAGGCAUUUGGUGCGAUAUAUUACAGAAAUUUGACGUGGUAUGGACUUUCCCCUCUACUUUUGUUUUAUUUUAUGGUACAAUGGCAGUUUAUUAUUCCUAG
Mercurialis annua (annual mercury) is the source of this 3591-nucleotide messenger RNA. RefSeq lists its product as uncharacterized. Bases 1 to 3591 code for a protein of 1196 amino acids. The transcript is spliced from 5 exons. The record is from RefSeq and is a predicted model, not a curated record. Lineage: Eukaryota; Viridiplantae; Streptophyta; Magnoliopsida; Malpighiales; Euphorbiaceae.